This is a messenger RNA of Cylindrotheca closterium, 921 nucleotides long. The record is from the annotation of a GenBank genome assembly. Lineage: Eukaryota; Bacillariophyta; Bacillariophyceae; Bacillariales; Bacillariaceae.
AUGAGAAAGUUGACUCCCCUUCAGCGGAGAGGUCGCCCAAUAAUGCAUACUGCAUCAGAUAUCCUUGGGCUGAACUUGGCAUGGUCCAGAACAAAGGGGUCAAUCCAGUCCCUUUCCAUCAUAUUUGGCAUGACUGCUACCAAUGUCCAUCGCUACCUGUACUUUGGACGGCGUAUUCUCAUAAUGGUGCUUCAAAGUCACCCUGAUGCUGCCAUCCGCAUCCCAUCAGCUGAGAAGAUUGAGGAAUACAAGCAAGCGGUCAACAAUAAGCACAAUCUCCUGACUGAUGUCUGGUGCUGUUUUGACGGUCUGAAGCUGGGAACCCAAGCUCCUACCAAUGCAGGUCUUCAGCGUAUCUUCUACAAUGCAUGGAAAGCAGACACCUUUGUGAAAGGUGUCUUUGCAUUUGUCCCAGAUGGCAAGAUUGUGAUUGCCUACUUUAAUGUCCCUGGAAGUGUACAUGAUAGUCAGCUGGCCUAUCUUGGAAACAUAUAUGGCAAAUUAAAGAGUGUCUAUGAUCAAUGUGGUGGUAUUGCUGUUGGCGAUUCUGCUUUUGCUGCUUGCGAGAGGGACUACAUCAUCAAGUCCAGCGCAAACAACAAAGAUGGGCCGCCGCCCAACCUAAACUUCAUGUCAGAAGAAGAGCUACAUGAUUAUCUUGUGAAUAACCAGGCUACAUCAUUGCGUCAGACUUCUGAAUGGGGUAUGCGUGGCCUCCAAUCAUCAUUUCCCAGACUCAAUGAUCGUAUUCAUUAUGAACAGUACAGUGAAAGGAAGUACAUCAUGAAAUUGUUCUUACUUUUGUACAAUCUUCGGGCAUCAAGAGUGGGCAUUAACCAAAUCACCAACACAUACAUGCCACAUCUAAAUCAAGAAGCCGACAACUUGUUCCCUCAGUUCAAUGAUGCUCCAAAUGAUUAA